This is a messenger RNA of Megalops cyprinoides (Indo-Pacific tarpon), 4304 nucleotides long. It is a transcript of the gene srrm3, whose product is annotated as serine/arginine repetitive matrix 3. Lineage: Eukaryota; Metazoa; Chordata; Actinopteri; Elopiformes; Megalopidae. The transcript is spliced from 14 exons. The record is from RefSeq and is a predicted model, not a curated record. Bases 189 to 2045 code for a protein of 618 amino acids. Gene Ontology annotation, molecular function: mRNA binding.
GUAAAUAAAGAGAAAACGCUGAGAGGACUUUCUGAAACACGACGUCCCUAAUUACCAGCGCCGUAGAGCCGCAUGAACACAAGCUGAAGGACAGGGCCAGAGCACAGACAACGCAGUGUGGAAUCCUGGUGAGGGACCCGGGCUUGCGACCAGAGGAUUUUGGGAUCGCAUCUCAGAGCGCCGAGGCCAUGUACGAUGGGGCGAGGGUGCCUUCCCCCCAGGACAGCGCCAAUGGGUUCCCCCAGCCAGGGGCGUCCACUGGCAGGCCCAAAUCGGACGAAGAGGACCAGAAGCCAGAGCCUGUGGUGGUGAAGAAGGCCCACAGAGAGAUCCUGGACCAUGAGCGCAAGAGGAGGGUGGAGCUGAAAUGCAUGGAGCUGCAGGAGAUGAUGGAGGAGCAAGGGUACUCUGAAGAGGAGAUACGGCAGAAGGUGGGCACCUUUCGACAGAUGCUGAUGGAGAAAGAGGGCGUGAUCACCAGGGAGGGCUCCCAUGGGCGCCCCGUUGUUAACCACUGCUGUGAGGAGCACGGAGAGGAGCAGACCGAAGCCGAGGGCUACGUAGCAGAAUGCGAUUGCUACGGCGACUGCUACGACAGGGAUUCGGUCUGUCAUAGUGAUUACAGAACAAAGAGGAAGUCAAGCAGCUCCCCAUCUCCUCCUCCUAAGAAGAGGAAGAAGAAGAAAUCUGGGCGUAGGAGGAGCCGGUUCGACAGUGCUUCUCCGCCCCGUAAAGAGAAGAAGAGGAAGAGCGGGAAGAAGCACAAACGAGACAGGUCUACUUCAGGUUCCAGAAAGAAGAGGAGGUACAGAUCUGGGAGCCAAAAGAACAAACACAAAGACAAGAACAAACAGAGAAAGAGGUCCCCUGUGGAUUCCCCUGGCAGGAGGUCCCACCGCAGAGGCAGCUGCAGCUCCCGCAGUGCGUCCCUCUCCUCCACUGGGAGCCUGUCCAAAUCCCCCAGCAGGCUGAACUCGAAGCACAGAGGGGAUGGACACAAGGCCUGCCCCAGCCUCUCCGGCCGCAGCGCGUCCCCCUCCCCCACUUGCACCACCAACCCCUCCACGCUCUGGCAGAACGGGCACCGUGACGGCACCAGGAACGGCCGGGACAACGGCCCCAACCACGUGACGGGGGACAAGUCGCAGGAUGUGCUGAAAUCAGCUGCUGCUUCCCCAGGCACACGCACUCCUCCUUCUCCCCAGCUGAGGGAGGCCAAGGUCCCGGACGGUGCCGGCUGGGUGCCCCGCUUGUCCAUGCCCCCCGGAGACGCUACAUCUGGGGACGAGAAGCAGCAGGGACCAAGGCGGUCCCCGUCGGUGUCCUCCAGCAAACGCAGAAGUCGCCAAAGAGCCCAGGGAAGAAGCUCCCAUUCGCCGGCCCACAGCAGCGACUCCGCCCACUCCCAGCACGACUCCCCGCCGAGCAAGAGGAACAAAAGCACGCAGCACAAAAAGGCGAGGGGGGGCCACUCCUCCAAGAGGCGCCACCGCAGCCGGCCGCAGGCACGCCACCGGAGCUCGUCGGCGUCCCCGACGCGGCGCGGGCGGCGGAAGAAGAAGAGCUCGUCCCGCAGCGUGCGGCAACGCAGCAGCUCCUGGAGCAGCGAGCGCUCCGGUUCCCGCUCCCGCUCGCGGGAGCACGGCAGCAAGGCCAAGUCCCCUCACUCCCGGCAGAACACCUCCAGGGAGAAGGACAGCGCUCACCACUCGGACACGGAGAGCCGUGCCCGCCGCCGCUCGCGGAGCUACUCGCCCAUCCGGAAGAGGAGGCGCGACUCGCCCAGCUUCAUGGAGGCAAGGAGGAUCACCAGUGCUCGCAAGAGGCCCAUCCCGUACUACAGGCCCAGUCCGUCCUCCUCCAGCUCCCUGAGCUCCCACUCCACCUCCAGCCGCAGCCGCAGCCGUAGCUAUGACAGCUACAGCAGCUACAGCCGCAGCGCCAGCCGGAGCCGCAGCAGGAGCCCGAGCCGGAGUCGAACCCGCAGCCCCAGCCGCAACCACAGCUACUCCAGCCGCAGCAGCUCCGAGAGCCCCGGCUUCUAAGCUCCUCCCCCGCCCCCAUCACCGACCCGGGCCCGGCCGGGCCCUCCCCCCGCCCCUCACCACGUCACACCCACAGAGUUCAGUCUUGAGCGUUCCCUCCCUGACCCCUCCCACAAUGAGUGCCCCCUCCUAUGAUGCUGGAGGCCCCGCCCCCGAGUCAAACAUGGCUUUUUUUAACCAGCCCACGGAGAGAUCGAAUGGUAAAUGAGAUGAGAUGCAUGAAAAUAUGUAAAGAGAUUUAAUUUAUUUCAUCCUUUGGUACCUGCGUAUGUAUUGGACGGAACUCAAACACCAGAUUUUUAGUUCAUUAUUCAAAUCCUUAACACACAAGAUGGCUGCAGCCAGGGCCAAGGCUGGUAAUGACCGGCUGCACAUGUUUAUCGGUUUCUUUUUAUCGCAACAGAGCCGAGUUAGAGCACGCGGACAUACGAGAGAGUCCCUCAGGAUGCAGUUUAGAUGAAGGGGCCAUGGGGGGAAUGCCAGGGCUACAUCUCCAAAGCAGACGAUUAAGAGACAGCCAGCAGGUGUUGCGGGUCAUUCCACAUCAGAGAGACUGGAUGACGGGGCACCAGUGAAAACUGGUCCCCCUCAUCCUGUCGUGUCAUUGGUAAAACAGCAGUGGAAACACGAUAUCAGCGGUGCAUUCUUUAUCUUGUAUUUCCGAAAAAUGAGCCGAGAUCAAAAAGGGAAGACAGAUUUUCGAAAUCGCAAAGCAAAUCAGAUUUAGGUGGUCCAACAAGUGGACGUGCAACAUGCAGGCGAUAAAGGAAAAGGCUGAUCGUGUUCCUGCUUCAGAGAUUAACGGAGGAGCCCGAAGAUCAAAACAAGAAGCACUUUCACCAAAAUUUCUCUUUGUAGCAAAAAGAACAACAGCAACAAAACGCAAACCAGUCACCAGGAUACUUCCGCUAAAAGUUGACUUGUGGGCAAAGAAGGAGGCUCAGCAAACAAAAAUACAAAUGGGCCACUAUUUGCCUUCCUCUGUUUUUUUCCCCCAGUGACUGACCAUUUUCAGAAUUGGAGACAGAUCAACAGUUGCAGAAGAACAACUACAAAAAAAGAAAACUAGUUGACAUGGUGAUCAAAACUGAAGCAUUGGUUUUUCCAGUGGUGUACUAUGUACGUCAGGAUGUCAUUGUAAGAUCCAAACAGUUAUCUCUGGCUGUAAACUAUGCACUGUAUAUACCAUGGUAUUUUAGAGUUUGGCCUUUGUGGAUAUUCAGCAUGUUGCACCCAGGACAGAGAGGGGCUGCUUGUAAUGUUCUGAACCCUGGACCCUGGUGCGGCUUCUGGUGACAGGGAAGAUGCACCUGUCUAUUCACCUUUACAGCAGAAUCCUGAUCUUGGUCCUCUGUUGAAGGCACCCAAAAGAUAUGUUUUGCUUUAAUCAUCCACAAUUGUCUUAUGGAAAAAAUUACCUCUGUCACAAAAUCAUUGCGUUAUGUGCAGAAAGUUUUGUUCAUGAUCAUAAUGCUGCAGUGAAUAUACACAAAAACAGGACCCUGACUAAUAUGUGUCCAUGUUCUGUACCAGGUCAUUAUUUAGCCGUUUUUCCAUGUUAUUUAUUGGUAUAUUUAUGUAUUAAUCUAUUUAUUUAUUUAUUUAUUUAUUUAUUUGUCCAUCAAUUUAUUUAUUUUUUAUUUAUACAAUUUGUAAAAUCAAUUCCUGAUUUCAUGCAGAGCGUGCACGUGGGCAGAUACUUUGGCAUUCAAAGAAUUUCAAGCCUUUUUAUCAUUCUCACGACUGCCAUUUUAAACAGCAGUUGUUGGGCAAAGAAGGAAUUGCUGAAGAGGCUGUUAACUAAUUUGAACUGGCAAUGUAUUUCAUAGCUGCUGCUGGUCUUGAGCAGUGUUAGCCAAUGGAAUAAAGAGGAGAGAGGCGGGGCCCUCAAGGGCCCUGCGUAUUAUCACAGGUAUGGUCCAACAUCCCCCCGUAUGCAGAUACUAAACUUUAACAAGGGUCUCCAUGCUACUGGCUUUUUGUUUUUAAACGGCGUACGGGCAAUUCAAAGCUGACCCAUUCACAAGCUCAUGUCUCAGAAGUUUUACUGUACUGAUGUGAAAGCUGGUGGUGCAAUCAGGGAACCUUCAGUCUUCCUGCUCAUUUCUCAGUUUGUUACCCACUCAAUGUUACAUUCAAAAUGUAACCCAAUACUAGUAAACAAUGUUGAGUAAUAAAAGUUACAGCAUUCACCUUUGGAUUGUAUAAAAGUCAGUAGUUGUAGUGUACUAGUUAUUAUACAGAACAAUAAAAUAUAUA